Molecule: messenger RNA, 1106 nt
Organism: Macadamia integrifolia
Lineage: Eukaryota; Viridiplantae; Streptophyta; Magnoliopsida; Proteales; Proteaceae
Product: alpha-farnesene synthase-like
Exons: 5
Coding region: 1-945 (314 amino acids)
Molecular function (GO): terpene synthase activity; magnesium ion binding
Source: RefSeq, a predicted model, not a curated record
AUGGGGUGGUGGAAGAAGGAGGGCCUUGCUGAGACCUUGAGCUUUGCAAGGCAUCGAUUAGUGGAGUGUUUCUUAUGGGCAGUGGGAACAGUUUUUGAGCCUCAAUAUGGUUUUCUUAGAAAAUGGCUGACAAAAAUCAUUAAUCUGAUUAUCCUAAUUGAUGAUGAUAUUUAUGAUAUUUAUGGCUCACUGGAUGAACUAGAGCAAUUCACCGAUGCAGUGGACAGGUGGGAUGACAAGAAAAUUGAGCAUCUUCCAGACUAUAUGAAGAUAUGUUUUCUAGCACUCUAUGGAACGACUAAUGAAAUCUCCAGUGGCGUUCAGAAAGACCCGAAUAGAAACAUAAUUACCCCUCUUAAGAAAGUGUGGACAGAUUUUUGUAAAGCAUUAUUGGUGGAGGCGAAGUGGUACAAUAGUGGAUACUCACCCUCUUUAGAAGAGUAUCUAGACAAUGCAUGGAUCUCAUCCUCAGGGGCCAUCCUUCUAGUUCAUGUACAUUUUGCUCUAACCCAAGUGAUGAGUGAUGAAGAAGUAGGUUUCCAGGAGACCGAUCAGGAUCUUGUGUACUAUCCAUCCAUGAUCAUUCGACUUUGCAAUGACUUGGGGACUUCAGCGGCGGAGUUAGAAAGAGGUGAUGCUCCAUCAUCAAUCCUAUGUUACAUGAGAGAAGCAAAAGUUUCUGAGGAGAUAGCUCGAGAGCACAUAAAAGGCAUGAUAGUGAACUCAUGGAAGAAAAUUAAUGAAAAAUGCAUCUCCCACUCAUCUCAUUUGCCUCCUAUGUUUCUUAAUUUAACCUACAACAUUGCACGAGUGACUCAUUUUUUUUACCAAUAUGAAGAUGGCUUCGGGGUUCAAGACCGUGAAACCAGAAACAAUGUCCUAUCUUUGCUAGUUCAACCUAUCGAACUUCAUCAUCUCAACAAAACUCACUCCAUUAAAUUAUGAUUGGUGAUGGUUUCAUAUAUCUCCACAAAAAAGGACAAGAUCAUAAACAUGAUGAUGAUGGUGGUGUUUUUGUUUUAAUUUUUUAAGUGUAAAAAUGUAGUGUCUUUCAUGAGAUGUAUCUUUCUUUUUCUCUUCUUUAAUAAAAUUUCUGUUCUUUAGCG